Messenger RNA from Pocillopora damicornis (cauliflower coral), 2523 nucleotides. RefSeq lists its product as uncharacterized. Gene Ontology annotation, biological process: regulation of transcription by RNA polymerase II. The record is from RefSeq and is a predicted model, not a curated record. Lineage: Eukaryota; Metazoa; Cnidaria; Anthozoa; Scleractinia; Pocilloporidae. Gene Ontology annotation, molecular function: DNA-binding transcription factor activity, RNA polymerase II-specific; RNA polymerase II cis-regulatory region sequence-specific DNA binding.
ACUACAAAGAUCGCCGUAGGAUUUCUUUACCUUUGCCAGAAAGCUAAGUAUCAUAGAAAAAUAAUGAAAUUCAGAUUUUACCUGAGCUAAAAACUGAUAUAUCUUGGUAAAUUGUAGAAUUAAGUUAAGUUUUGUUUACUGUUCUGCUUUCCUGUCACGUAGUCCAGACAAUUGGUUUCAAAUACAGCUCUCUGAUUGGCUACUAUACAAUCCGUAUGUAAUAAUUUAUGCGCUGCUCGCAAAUUAUUUCUCCUCCUUCGCGACUUUCUGUGUCAAAUUGUGGUUGAAAUAGUCGGUAUUUUGGGAUGAAAAUGUGUUUCCAUCGAUUUCAAUCGUUUCAAUGACGCAUAUUGACAAACAGAAGUGAUAAGGUUUUCUUCUUGAAGCGAAGAGAACACAGUUUUCUCAAAAAUCAAAGCGGAAUAUGUAAUGAGGGAUAAUUCAUGAAUCAUGGCGGAUUGGGUUGAAUAUUUCUCUCGACACACACCUCCUGGAAACCUGAAAGAAGUGAGGGCAUCUGUCUGUGAAUUUGCAGGUAAACAUCGGGCAGCUGGAAAAGAAAUAGUGUUUGUGACGUCUGGAGGCACUCGUGUACCACUGGAGGAAAAUGCUGUUCGUUUUCUUGAUAACUUCAGCAUGGGAACCAGAGGAUCUGCUUCUGCUGAGUAUUUUCUAGAGCAAGGUUAUGCUGUGGUAUUUCUACACAGGCAGGGAUCAUUACGGCCUUUCACAAGGCACUUCCCAACUGAAGAUGUUCUUGAUCUGUUACAACUCAAAGACAUGCCUGAUGGAUCUACUCAAGUUCAAGUGAAUGCAAGCAAAGUGCCAAAAUUGACCCAAGUUCUGAAAAUUUACAGACAGGUACAAACUGCUGGCACAUUGUUGUUGAUUGAGUACAAUAGUUUGUCAGAGUACUUGUUUCUUUUGAGGAGUGUGGCCGAGUCUCUAGCUCCUCAUGGACCUGCAGUUAUGAUGUACUUAGCAGCUGCAGUCUCUGACUUUUACAUCCCUCCUCAAGAUUUACCAAAACACAAGAUUCAAUCAAAUGCUCCUCUGCAGCUUAACUUGGUGCAGUCCCCUAAAAUGAUGGCACCUCUUGUGAAAGAAUGGAUACCACAGGCAUUUACUGUCUCAUUUAAGUUGGAGACCGACAUGAACAUUAUCUCUAAGAAGGCACGCGAGGCUUUAGCCAAGUACUCACAUCAGGUGGUGGUAUCAAACAUCCUACAAACUCGCAAGAAGACAGUUGUGAUGAUCACUCCUACUCAAGAGACAGCUAUAUGGAUGUCAGAUUCUGAAUUAGAGGCUGGUAGAGAAAUUGAGGAAAAGAUUGUUGCUGAUCUUAAGAAAAUGCACCAGCACUUCUAUACUUCUGUUGUGAUGCAAGGUAACACAAGGUCAGUUAUUGGCUCUGAACAACUUUGUCAGAAUACCAAUCAGUCGAUACAGUCGAGUAUGCAGGUGGGCCAUUUUGUCACAAGCCAGAUACAAGCUCUUCCUGUUUCUCAAAAUGGAGGUGUAAUUUCUGGGUACUCGACUUACACUAUUCCAACCUCCUCACUUACUCUUCCGGCACCGGUGGUUACACAAAUUCAAGUGGUGAAAGCCCAGGAACCACCUCCUUCACAAGAAGUGAGCCAGACAUCAGUUGAGGAGUUGUCAGAUUCACCAAAUUCCUCAGCACAGAUCUUUGGCACGCUAUCUGAUAGUUGCUUAACAGCUGACAUGAAAGCCUUCAUUGAGUCCUUCCGGGCACGGCGGAUUGCUCUGGGAUACACUCAGGAAGAUGUGGGUAAUGAGCUGUCCCACAGCAAUGGACAUUCCUCUUACAGUCAGUCAUUUAUUUCACGAUUUGAAUCUAAAAACCUUGGUCUGAAGGCUGCAGAAAAAAUGAAGCCAGUUUUGCAAGGCUGGAUUGAGCAAAAAGAACAGGAGUGUGCCAAAGGGUUGAGAAUGUGCAAGAAGCGCAAAAGAAGAACUUCUUUCUCAAAUGAAACUCUUCAGUAUUUGAUUCAUGCAUUUGAACAGAAUCCAAAGCCUAGCAGUGCAGAAAUUAUUGAAAUUUCCUCUAAGUUGGGCCUUGAGCCAGUUACUGUUAGAGUCUGGUUCUGCAACCGAAAGCAAAUGAUGAAGCGAAUGGCCUCUGGAAAAGGCCGCCCUAAUCUCUCACUUAAAGCAGAGCUUGAUGCUAAGAAACAAGAAGACCAGAGCAUUGAGAAAGAACCAACAAAACUAGAUUUUACCAACAUGCCAGUUGGUCAGUUCUCUUUCACAGAAGACCGCGUAAAAGCCUUGGUGUGUUUGACUUCUGAGGGAAGCCCAGUGAAAAGUUCUCGCCCUACAGUUUCUACUACUGAUGUGAGCUUUGCCCAAGUGCAUGAUAAUAGUAUUGUUCAUUCAGUGUCCGGAACACGGAACACUGUACCAGAAAACACACAACUCAUUGAGCCAGCACUAAUCAGUAAUGGAGUAGCCACAUAUGAGACAGUCUCUAAUGUACCUUUGACUGAAUCUCAAAGUUGA